Molecule: messenger RNA, 19871 nt
Organism: Coregonus sp. 'balchen'
Lineage: Eukaryota; Metazoa; Chordata; Actinopteri; Salmoniformes; Salmonidae
Source: the annotation of a GenBank genome assembly
AUGGAGAGGGUGGGGAGACGGAGAGAGGAAGUCGUGGAGAGGUUAGAGAGGGUGGGGAGACGGAGAGAGGAAGUCGUGGAGAGGGUUAGAGAGGGUGGGGAGACGGAGAGAGGAAGUCAUGGAGAGGAUGGGGAGACGGAGAGAGGAAGUCAUGGAGAGGAUGGGGAGACGGAGAGAGGAAGUCGUGGAGAGGGUGGGGAGAGAGGUGGAGGAGAAGAGUGAGGGAGGGAGAGAAGAGGAGGGGGGGGGGGGGGGGAACAGGAGACUGCAGAGGAGUGUUAUUUUACUUAUGGCUAAGGCUGUGUGGAGCACAUCUGGCCAGACUGCGGUCUGUUUUCUGCAGCCCCAAACUGCACUCUCUGACAGGGUGUGUCCUGCCAUGUCCCAGACCCGAUCCUAAAGAUGCUGCUCCGUGUGUUUCUGUGUGCAGUUGCAUGCAUGCCAUCCGUCUGUUUGGCCCCUAUCCAAACCCAGUGCCUCUACUCGGGCUAUUUGGUUUUAUAAAAACAAGGAAUAAUUCCAUAUUCCCAUCAUGUAAUGAACCCUAGCCCAGGCCUCUUAAUUGCUGUAAACGUAAUCUAUUGGAUAUGUUUGAAUAUCUAAUGGUGGUUUCCUGUGCAGGUUGACAUUUAUUGGGAUGAGUCUUGUUCUACAGGCAGAACUGAGCGAUUUACGCUAGGUGGGCCAGCUGCAAAGUCAAAAUUGGCUAUAUUGUAAAAACAUUUGCAUUUUUGUUAGGCAUUAUGGUUAGCAGUGUGGUUAAGGUUAGGUUUAAAAUCAGAUUUUUUUUUUUUUGUUGCUUUGUGGCUGUGCCAGCCUAGUGACCGCUCUGCAGAGCUUCCUCCAGAAUAACCUGCGUUUCCUGUCUGCCUCCUUGACCAAACAUGGAGACUGUUGCAACUAACAGCUUUGGAACCAAAAUGGCCUCUGGGAAUUACAUAAUUGAGUUUAAUAGGAAGAUUACGGAUGGGUAUUUUCCCGAAUUGUGAAGUAUGUUAUGUAACGUUAAGGGGCUCUGAGGAAAACCUUAUGGUCCACAAAUGUGUUGCUUUAUAGAAAAGAAUACACUGCAUGACAGCUAGGCCUAAAAUAGGUUUCUCUCAUCAGACCCCUGGCCUUGCCUCUCUAUAUGGCUAACUUUCCCCCCACACGUUGAGUCUGUGUUGAGGGAAAAGGAGGGUAGGUAAACUUUGCUCUUCAUCCAGACUUCAAGUAAACUACAAGUCCAGCUGACAGAUGGGGAGAGAGAGAGGCACACUGAACUGCCAAGGGAGAAGGGGGAAGGAGUGUGGAGAGUGAGAGGAGAUGGAGGGGAGGGAGGGAGGGAGGGAGAGCGGGAGAGAGAGUCUCCACAGUGAAACCACCAGACUGUCUGCUUUCUGUGCCAUGUGCCUUUUUAACUCCACAUCUGGCCUUUACUGCUACAUUUAUGCCAUGUGUGAUUCGGUUACGUGACACACACACAGGAUGACUUUGUGUUCUGGACAAUCGUUUAAGAGUUAAAGAUUACGUUUUUAUCCAAUGCUAUUGAAAAGGUACUGCUGAAUCUGCACUUACGAAGACCUACAUUGAAUUGCGAAUAAUCUUGUCAUGUAGACGAGUGAAUGCAGUGACCAAAGAUUGCCUUGGUCAGACAUAGUCACAUUUCUCCCUCCCAUUCAAACCCAAGGCAGGCUCUAUCCUGUCUUGUCCUGACCCAAGGCAGGCUCUAUCCUGUCUUGUCCUGACCCAAGGCAGGCUCUAUCCUGUCCUGUCCUGACCCAAGGCAGGCUCUAUCCUGUCUUGUCCUGACCCAAGGCAGGCUCUAUCCUGUCUUGUCCUGACCCAAGGCAGGCUCUAUCCUGUCUUGUCCUGACCCAAGGCAGGCUCUAUCCUGUCUUGUCCUGACCCAAGGCAGGCUCUAUCCUGUCUUGUCCUGACCCAAGGCAGGCUCUAUCCUGUCUUGUCCUGACCCAAGGCAGGCUCUAUCCUGUCUUGUCCUGACCCAAGGCAGGCUCUAUCCUGUCUUGUCCUGACCCAAGGCAGGCUCUAUCCUGUCUUGUCCUGACCCAAGGCAGGCUCUAUCCUGUCUUGUCCUGACCCAAGGCAGGCUCUAUCCUGUCUUGUCCUGUACAGUAACUAAAUACUGUCUGCUUGUUGAUAGGGCUGUGGCGGUCAUUACAUUUCGUCAGCCGGUACCCGUCACGCAAAUAACUGCCGGUCUCACGGUAAUUAACCGUUAAUUAACAUAAACACGUUUAGCAUCUUCGAGCUUCCACGCAUAGCCUACAAGUCACUGAUGCAGACCUUUGGAACAUCUACAUUUUUAAAAAGUCUAAUAAAUCCAUGUAAUAUAGCCUACACCAUCACAAUAAAUCCAUUAUUUAUUUUAGGCAGGUCUAAAGAAACAUAAUGAUAUGAGGAAAAUGUAGCCUAUUUCAGAAGAACAGAAUAGCAUACUCUGAGUUGUCCUUAUGUUAUGCCCUGAUCUGGCUAUGCCAUAUGGCUGUGGGCUACAAUAGUUCAUUUAGCAGUCAAGAUUUGCUUAGAAUUCCCAUGGCAUUAUUUUAUAGUAAGAAGAAUACAAUUGAACAUAGCUGAAUAAAAUAUCAAUAAUAUUUUCCCCAAACGAUUUCAGAGGGAAUGCGCACAUGCAGCUAUUCUGUGUUGAGCGGUUAACAAAGUGCUCAUUUUAAACAGGUCCUUCUAUAUGCUUAAAGCUGCAAUAUGUAACUUUUUGGGCGACAGACAAAAUUCACAUAAAUGUGAGUUAUAGGUCUGUCAUUCUCAUUGAAAGCAAGUCUAAGAAGCGGUAGAUCUGUUCUAUGUGCACUAUUUCUAUGCUUCCAGUUAAGUUUCGUUUUUGCAUCUUACUUUCGGUUUUGUACACCAGCUGAAAAUACAAUAUUUUUGGUUAUGGAAAAUAUAUUUCACAGCUGUUUAGAUGAUACAAUGAUUUUCUACACUAUAUGCUUGUUUUGUCAUAUAAACUGAAAUUAGGCAAACUAUUAGAAUUUUAGCAACCAGGAAAUGGCGGGGAGAUUUCUGCAUAGUGCAAACCUUAGGUAAUACAGUGCCUUGCAAAAGUAUUCAUCCCCCUUGGCGUUUUUCCUAUUUUGUUGCAUUACAACCUGUAAUUUUAAUGGAUUUUUAUUUGGAUUUCAUGUAAUGGACAUACAGAAAAUAGUCCAAAUUGGUGAAGUGAAAUGAAAAAAAUAACUUGUUGAAAAAAAACAUUUAAAAAAAUAACGGAAAAGUGGUGCGUGCAUAUGUAUUCACCCCCUUUGCUAUGAAGCCCCAAAAUAAGAUCUGGUGCAACCAAUUACCUUCAGAAGUCACAUAAUUAGUUAGAUUGCACACAGGUGGACUUUAUUUAAGUGUCACAUGAUCUGUCACAUGAUCUCAGUGUAUAUAUACACCUGUUCUGAAAGGCCCCAGAAUCUGCAACACCACUAAGCAAGGGGCACCACCAAGCAAGCGGCACCAUGAAGACCAAGGAGCUCUCCAAACAGGUCAGGGACAAAGUUGUGGAGAAGUACAGAUCAGGGUUGGGUUAAUUUUUUUUAUCAGAAACAUUGAAAAUCCCACGGAGCACCAUUAAAUCCAUUAUUAAAAAAUGGAAAGAAUAUGGCACCACAACAAACCUGCCAAGAGAGGGCCGUCCACCAAAACUCACGGACCAGGCAAGGAGGGCAUUAAUCAGAGAGGCAACAAAGAGACCAAAGAUAACCCUGAAGGAGCUGCACAGCUCCACAGCGGAGAUUGGAGUAUCUGUCCAUAGGACCACUUUAAGCCGUACACUCCACAGAGCUGGGCUUUACGGAAGAGUGGCCAGAAAAAAGACAUGGCUUAAAGAAAAAAAUAAGCAAACACGUUUGGUGUUCGCCAAAAGGCAUGUGGGAGACUCCCCAAACAUAUGGAAGAAGGUACUCUGGUCAGAUUAGACUAAAAUUGAGCUUUUUGGCCAUCAAGGAAAACGCUAUGUCUGGCGCAAACCCAACACCUCUCAUCACUCCGAGAACACCAUCCCCACAGUGAAGCAUGGUGGUGGCAGCAUCAUGCUGUGGGGAUGGUUUUCAUCGGCAGGGACUGGGAAACUGGUCAGAAUUGAAGGAAUGAUGGAUGCCGCUAAAUAAAGGAAAAUUCUUGAGGGGAAACCUGUUUCGGUCUUCCAGAGAUUUGAGACUGGGACGGAGGUUCACCUUCCAUGGCCUAGUCAAAGCCCAGACCUCAAUCCAAUUGAGAAUCUGUGGUAUGACUUAAAGAUUGCUGUACACGGCAGGUAGCUUAGUAUUUAAGAGCGUUGUGCCAGUAACCGAAAGAUCGCUGGUUCUAAUCCCAGAGCCGACUAGGUGAAAAAUCUGUUGAUGUGCCCCUUGAGCAAGGCACUUAACCCUAAUUGCUCCUGUAAGUCGCUCUGGAUAAGAGUGUCUGCUAAAUGACUAAAAUGUAAAUGUACAUCAGCAGAACCCAUCCACCUUGAAGGAGCUGGAGCAGUUUUGCCUUGAAGAAUGGGCAAAAAUCCCAGUGGCUAGAUGUGCCAAGCUUAUAGAGACAUACCCCAAGAGACUUGCAGCUGUAAUUGCUGUAAUUGGGGAUACUCAGUCACUACAAAGAUACAGGCGCCCUUCCAAAAUCAGUUGCCGGAGCGGAAGGCCAAUGGCGAUUUUAAAACAGUUACAGAGUUUAAUGGCUGUGAUAGGAGAAAACUGAGGAUGGAUCAACAAUAUUGUAGUUAAGCCACAAUACCACCCUAAAGGACAGAAGGAAGCCUGUACAGAUUAAAAAUAUUCCCGAAACAUGUUAGCAAAAAAUGUGGCAAAUAAACGUUUUGUCCUGAAUACAAAAGCGUUAUGUUUGGGGCAAAUCCAGGUCGGAGGGCCUAGGUAUGUCGGAGGGCCAAGGUAUAGCGUAGCCAACAGGCGAAGGGACUGCUUAAUAAACGACCUGUUGGGGCAGGAAGUGUGGAAGACCAGGAAACAUGAGCUGCGAUGGGUGUACACACCCCAGAGCUGUGCUGCUGCUGGCUCACACUGGAGCAGGUAAUGGGGGGGCUGGUGAACCGUCUGAGAGACUUUGUAGAGUGGUGGUGGUGCGUCGGCGGGUUCUAUGCAUUCGCAUUGAAUCUGAGUCGGACAUAGGGGCUGGCUAAUUAUUAACGACCGCAAAGACGACUCAUUACGGCUUGAUAAUGAUUUAAUAGUCUUCAGUAGAAUUAACUGAUGAUUAACUGGCUGAAGACUGUAGUCAUGUCCCCCAAAUCAACGCUCUCUGAUUUUAUAAAAAGAAAUAUUAGAUGCUAUUGCAGGGGGUUAGUCUAAUCUGACCAUCUGCUUUCUCUCUUAAGCACAGGAGCAGUAGUCUAUCCAUAUGACUGGUGUGCUUUUAGAGUACGUGGCUGAGGCUCUGUUUACAGUGAGAGCUAGGUCAGGUUGUUUCUGAGUGUUUUUGGCAGACUGUCAUCUCUGCUCACUGUUUACAUCUGAGGUUGUACUGGUGUGUGUGUGUGUGUGUGUGUGUGUGUGUGUUUGUAGGGUCAUGCAAUUUUGUAUGACAGUAAAACUUACCGUAUGCUUCCCAGUAUUAUGAUAAUUUCUUUUAUACUUUUGUUCGUUUCGGUGUUCGGCAGGUAUUUUUUCGGCUGUUCGUGCGCACACGUUUUUAGGCAAGCUGAAGUUAGGUAGCCGAAGUCCACGCCCCUUCGUCGUUGAUUGGCCAACAGUACUACUCAUAGUAGUACGGUUUUAUGCAUAUUUUUUUCCCUCGAGAAACACAAACAUCUUAGUUUGAUGUAAAAUUGCAUGACUAAGACCUCUGCAAAAAACGUUAAAAUGAAUGAAAGAUUUAUUGAUUUAUCUUGAAUUAAUUCAGACAAUUUUGAGGAAGGGUUUCUGGCUAUGUUGCUACGGUGGCUCAAGGGGGACAAACAACAGUAAUAUUGCCUCCUCUUUAGAUCUUUAGGGAGUAUGUGAGCAGACGUUGGCUUAGCCUAGCCAUGUUCUGCUAUGACCGCGGUCACCAUAGUAACCGUUCGAAAAGCACUUUUUUUUUUUAAAGCUGUACAUUUUCUCCUCACUUCCUCACCAUUCAUGAUUUGAAAUGCAAUCAAGCAUUUUAGUUUUAAAAUAACAAAGCGACCCUUGAAUAAUUAGCAUAAACAAUAAAUAAACCGUUCCACUGUUUUUAGUCUUUGCUGUAAUAAAGGCUCUACAAAAAAAAAAAAAAAACGUACAAGAGAAAAAUAUUGUAAUCUAACAGCACCUGUUUGUCACACUCAAUACGCACGCAGAACUUGGUCCUUAACUUAUUUUUCUUGAUCUCUAGUAUUUUCCACAAUUAGUCAAAUAUAUCCCACACAUCUGACUUCCCCCGUUACGAGUUUAUUUGUCACGUCCUCUGCAUCCAUUAUGCUGUUACGGUGUCCGGAGUUGUUAUAACCAAUUUAUUGAUGUGAUUUAUGAUAGGCUAUAGGUCAGGCCCCAUUGGUCACGUAAAGAGAGCAAAGGUUGAGGGAAUAGGGAAUGUUUUUCCUAAACAAAUGAGAGAUAUCGGUAACAGAACUUUUCAGUCAGAAAUGUCUGUAAUUAUGUUCCAGCUUCAGCAACACGGACAGCGCGAUAAAGACUGUUGAUGUUCUGUGGUGGUCGCUGCAGUAGGGAGGAGAGAGAGACAACGGGUGAUGAUGUUCUGUGGUGGUCGCUGCAGUAGGGAGGAGAGGGAGAGAGACAGCGGGUGAUGAUGUUCUGUGGUGGUCGCUGCAGUAGGGAGGAGAGAGAGACAACGGGUGAUGAUGUUCUGUGGUGGUCGCUGCAGUAGGGAGGAGAGAGAGACAACGGGUGAUGAUGUUCUGGUGUGGUCGCUGCAGUAGGGAGGAGAGAGAGACAACGGGUGAUGAUGUUCUGUGGUGGUCGCUGCAGUAGGAGGAGAGAGAGACAACGGGUGAUGAUGUUCUGUGGUGGUCGCUGCAGUAGGAGGAGAUAGAGACAACGUGGUGAUGAUGUUUCUGUGGUGGUCGCUGCAGUAGGGAGGAUAGAGAGACAACGGGUGAUGAUGUUCUGUGGUGGUCGCUGCAGUAGGGAGGAGAGAGAGAGACCAGCGGGUGAAUGAUGUUCUGUGGUGGUCGCUGCAGUAGGGAGGAGAGAGAGAGACAACGGUGUGAUGUUCUUGGUGGUCGCUGCAGUAGGGAGGAGAGAGAGAGACAACCGGGUGAUGAUGUUCUGUGGUGGUCGCGUGCAGUAGGGAGGCGAGAGAGAGACAACGGGUGAUGAUGUUCUGUGGUGGUCUCUGCAGUAAGGAGGAGAGAGAGAGACAACGGGUGAUGAUGUUCUGUGGUGGUCUCUGCAGUAAGGAGGAGAGAGAGAGACAACGGGUGAUAGUCACACAGUCGCUCGCUGUCUUUUUUUUUUUUUUUUUUUUGUCUGAGCCGGGUGGCACAAUCAAAUCGGACUACCCUCUAGUCGGACUACCCUCUAGUCGUUUGUGUGUCUUAAUUAUUUCAUCAAACAGUGCGCUUAAAGCAUCAGACAAGCUCAGUGCAUAUAGUUGAUUUGAUUAAAAACAUUUGAUGUGUCUAUAUAUUGAAAAAUACACGUUUUCUACCUAUCGAUUGGUUGAAAGAACAGACGACCCUCGGUCGACCAGGAAUGCCCAUCAGUCCCGUCUUCGGUCAGCUGGGUGAGCCAUCUCUACACUGGACUCACUAGCUGGACUCUGGCUCCUUCCCAGAGCAGAUGUGGAACUAGUGAAGUGAGCUGAGCUCAGAGUUCAGAAUCAGCUCCUGUUCACCUGAUUGACUAGACCUAAGAGAAAUGUCUGUAGUAGGACUGUGUACAUAUCAGAAACAGUCACACUAUCACAUUACUAUCAGCCUAAAAAAAGAGACAAAAAGCCUCACCUUUUUGUCUCUGUUCUCCACUGGAAUUGUUGUUUCUAGCCCUAAUCACAACCCCCUCCCUUCUCUCUGUCUCUCCUUCCACAGUGAUGUCCCAACACCACCACCAGCAGCACCUGCAACACACCCAGCAACAGCAGCCCCAACAGGCCCAGGCCCAAGCCUUGGGUUCGCCUGGCUCCCUCCCCCAGCAGCAGAGCUCCCAGGCUGGGAUGAUGAGCCUGUCCAGUCCCCUGGGCGUGGUGGUCAGUGCCCAGCAGAAGAUGAGGCUGCAGCGCAUCCAGCUGGAGAGAGAGAGGAUCCAGAGACGCCAGGAGGAGCUCAUGAGACAGGUGAGGCAGUCUAGCCCUUCAACACUAGCCUUUCAACACUGGGCCCUCAACACUAGCCCUUCAACACUAGCCCUUCAACACUAGCCCUUCAACACUAGCCCUUCAACACUAGCCCUUCAACACUAGCCCUUCAACACUAGCCCUCAACACUAGCCCUUCAACACUAGGCCCUCAACACUAGCCCUUCAACACUAGCCCUUCAACACUAGGCCCUCAACACUAGGCCCUCAACACUAGGCCCUCAACACUAGCCCUUCAACACUAGGCCCUCAACACUAGCCCUUCAACACUAGCCCUACAACACUAGGCCCUCAACACUAGGCCCUCAACACUAGGCCCUCAACACUAGGCCCUUCAACACUAGCCCUUCAACACUAGGCCCUCAACACUAGGCCCUCAACACUAGGCCCUCAACACUAGCCCUUCAACACUAGGCCCUCAACACUAGCCCUUCAUCACUAGGCCCUCAACACUAGCUCUUCAACACUAGCCCUUCAACACUGGCCCUUCAACACUAGGCCCUCAACACUAGGCCCUCAACACUAGGCCCUCAACACUAGGCCCUCAACACUAGCCCCUCAACACUAGCCCCUCAACACUAACCCCUCAACACUAACCCUUCAACACUAGGCCCUCAACACGAGAACUUCAACACUAGACCUUCAACACUAGGCCCUCAACACUAGGCCCUCAACACUAGCCCUUCAACACUAGCUCUUCAACACUAUGCCCUUCAACACUAGCCCUUCAACACUAGGCCUCAAUGCCCAGCUGCUCAAACCUAGAGUAUUUAUCCUUUAAUUAGGCAGGGGAAUUCUCAUUGAGACCAAAGUGUCUUUUGCAUUACAAAAGAGCCAACAAUACCACACAGACAGAGAGCCUGCUCUAUUCUCAGACCUCCAGUCCACGUUCUGUUUAUCCCACACCUACAAGCCGCUGGAGACUGUCUGGAGAGACCCGAUACACCACUGGGAGACCCGAUACCCCACUGGGAGACCUGAUACACCACUGGGAGACCCGAUACACCACUGGGAGACCCGAUACACCACUGGGAGACCCGAUACACCACUGGGAGACCCGAUACACCACUGGGAGACCCGAUACACCACUGGGAGACCUGAUACACCACUGGGAGACCUGAUACACCACUGGGAGACCUGAUACACCACUGGGAGACCUGAUACACCACUGGGAGACCUGAUACACCACUGGGAGACCCUGAUACACCACUGGGAGACCGAUACACCAACUGGGAGACCUGAUACACCACUGGGAGACCUGAUACACCACUGGGAGACCUGAUACACCACUGGGAGACCUGAUACACCACUGGGAGACUGAUACACCACUGGGAGACCUGAUACACCACUGGGAGACCUGAUACACCACUGGGAGACCUGAUACACCACUGGGAGACCUGAUACACCACUGGGAGACCUGAUACACCACUGGGAGACCUGAUACACCACUGGGAGACCUGAUACACCACUGGGAGACCUGAUACACCACUGGGAGACCUGAUACACCACUGGGAGACCCGAUACACCACUGGGAGACCCGAUACACCACUGGGAGACCUGAUAUAAACCCUAAUCAAUCCUUAUCUGCUCUUUCCUCUUAGAGAGACGCCUUGACACGAUUUGUAUUCAGGCUAAACACACACUAGCAUGUAUGCAUUCAAACACACACGCACACAAACACGUUUUGUUCUAUCCCCGUGGGGACCUAAAACUGAUUUCCGUUCAAAAUCCUAUUUUCCUAACCCAAACACUAAACUUAACUCCUAAACCUAACCACUAACCCCUAACCCUAAUUCUAACACUAAUUGUAACCCUAACCCUAUCCCCUAAGCUUAAAAUAGCCUUUGUCCUAAUGGAGACAUGGGAAUUGUCCCAACGAGGGAGAAUAUUUCUUGUAUUACUAUCCUUUUAGGGACUUUUGUGUAUUCUAGGUCCCUUCAAGAAGAACACACACACACACACACAAACACAAACAAGCCAGCACAUCACGUGCCUCCUCCGAGCACAAUGAGUAAAGGCUUUCCCAGAAGACUCUCAGAAAGACAGCCAAUGGAGCUCUUAGCUGGACAGUAGUUUGUUUUGAGCGCAGGCUUUGGGCCUUUCUAUGGAGUAGGGGGGGGUGGGGAGUAAACAUUAGCGCCCACUAGUGGCCGAAGGGGGUAGCUACCAGCGACUCUAUUCUCUCUGUUAUUCUAGACCACCUGCUCAUCCACUUACAGGAAGGCAGGCUCACAUAGAGAGAGAGAGAUGCACACCAGUUUGUUUACCGCCUUUUAUUGUCCAGCCAGUGACCUCAUCCAGGAAGUGUUUAUCUCACCCAGAACUCCAUGGCUCUGUCGGCCCAUCCUGAGCACUUAGCAGCACUGGCUGGGGUCUGUGUGGUUGGCCAGGGGUAGGGGAGAAGCGUUGUUAGUGUGUGUUAUAGGGCUGUGUGUGAGUGUGUUAUAGGGGUGUGUGUGUGUGUGUGUGUUAUAGGGGUGUGUGUGUGUGUGUGUUAUAGGGGUGUGUGUGUUAUAGGGGUGUGUGUGAGUGUGUUAUAGGGCUGUGUGUGAGUGUGUGUGUGUUAUAGGGGUGUGUGUGAGUGUGUGUGUGUGUUAUAGGGGUUGUUUUUUUAGGGUGUUGGUUUGUGUGUGUGUGUUUUUUUGUUGGUUGUUUGAGUUUGGCAUGUGGUUGUUUGGGGGUGUGGGUGUGGGUAGGUGUGUGGUGGGUGUUUGGGUGUGUGUGGUGUUUCGGGGUGUGUGUGUGUUUGUUUUGGGGGUUGGUGUGUGUUGUGGUGGUGGCGUGUGUGUGUUUUUGUUGUGGGUGGUGUUGGGGUUUUGUGUGUGUGUUUUGUUUGUUUGUUGGUGUUUGGUUGUUUUGGUUUUUGUUUUUGGUUGGUGUGUUUGUGUUUUUUGGUUGUUUUUUUUGUGUGUGUUGUGUUUUUGUUUAUUGGUUUAUUGUUUGGUGUUUUGGGUGUUUGUGUUUUGUUUUUUGUUGUGAUGUUUUAUGUGUUGUUUUGGUGUUUUUGUUUUUUUUUUGUUCGUUUUGUUUUUUGUAUAGGUUUUUAGUGUUUGUUUGUUUUUUGUUUUUUUUUUUGUGUUGUUUUUUUUUGGUUAGUUUUUUUUUUUCGGGGUGGGGGGGGUUUGGUUUUGCUGUUUUUUUGGGGGAUGUUUUUUGUUGUUGUUUUUUUUUGUUUUUGUUUGUGUUGGUGUGUGUGUUUUGUGGGGGUUGUUUUGGUUUGUGAGUGUUUUGUGUUUCGGUUUUUUGGGGGUUUUGUUGUUUCGUGUUGGAGGGGGUGAGGGGAGUUUUUUUUGUCGGGUUAUGGGGGUUUGUUCUUUUUGGUUGGUGUUUUUUUUGCUUUUGCUUUUUUUUUUGGGUUUUUUGUUAUCUUUUUGUGUUUUUUGGUUUGUUUGUUAUUUUGUUUUGUUUUGUGGGGGGGUGGGGGGGUUGUGUUGUGUUUGUUUGGUAGGUGGGUUUGUGUUUAGGGUUGUUGUUUGUGUGUUUUUGGGUGUUAAGGGUGGUGUGAUGUUGUGUUUGUGGUUGUUGUGUGUUUUGUGGUUUGGGGUGUGUGUUGAGGUGGGUUGUGUGUGUGUUUUGGGGUUGUGUUGUGUGUUUUGGGGUUUUGUGUAAUAUACAUAUUCUGACAGUAGCUUCUCUAAUUUCCGCUGUCCUCUCCUAGACGAUCUCGCUGCUCUGGUCUGUGUGACGGUCUGGAGGUAGAUCCCUUUAACCUGUCUGUUCACUACCUUAUAUACAGUGAGAGAAAAAAAGUAUUUGAUCCCCUGCUGAUUUUGUACGUUUGCCCACUGACAAAGACAUGAUCAGUCUGUAAUUUUAAUGGUAGGUUUAUUUGAACAGUGAGAGACAGAAUAACAACAAAAAAAUCCAGAAAAAACGCAUGUCAAAAAUGUUAUAAAUUGAUUUGCAUUUUAAUGAGGGAAAUAAGUAUUUGACCCCUCUGCAAAACAUGACUUAGUACUUGGUGGCAAAACCCUUGUUGGCAAUCACAGAGGUCAGACGUUUCUUGUAGUUGGCCACCAGGUUUGCACACAUCUCAGGAGGGAUUUUGUUCCACUCCUCUUUGCAGAUCUUCUCCAAGUCAUUAAGGUUUUGAGGCUGACGUUUGGCAACUUGAACCUUCAGCUUCCUACACAGAUUUUCUAUGGGAUGAAGGUCUGGAGACUGGCUAGGUCACUCCAGGACCUUAAUGUGCUUCUUCUUGAGCCACUCCUUUACAUUUUCAUUACAUUUACGUCAUUAGCAGACGCUCUUAUCCAGAGUGACUUACAGUUAGUGAGUGCAUACAUUAUUUUUUUAUUUUCAUAUUGGCCCCCCCUGGGAAUCGAACCCACAACCCUGGCAUUGCAAAUGCCAUGCUCUACCAACUGAGCUACAUCCCUGCCGGCCAUUCCCUCCCCUACCCUGGACGACGCUGGGCCAAUUGUGCGCUGCCCCAUGGGUCUCCCGGUCGUGGCCGGCUACGACAGAGCCUGGAUUCGAACCAGGAUCUGUAGUGGCACAGCUAGCACUGCGAUGCAUUGCCUUAGACCACUGCGCCACUCUGUGUGUUUUGGGUCAUUGACCACUGCCUUGGCCGUGUGUUUUGGGUCAUUGUCAUGCUGGAAUACCCAUCCACGACCCAUUUUCAAUGCCCUGGCUGAGGGAAGGAGGUUCUCACCCAAGAUUUGACGGUACAUGGCCCCGUCCAUCGUCCCUUUGAUGCGGUGAAGUUGUCCUGUCCCCUUAGCAGAAAAACACCCCCAAAGCAUAAUGUUUCCACCUCCAUGUUUGACGGUGGGGAUGGUGUUCUUGGGGUCAUAGGCAGCAUUCCUCCUCCUCCAAACACGGCGAGUUGAGUUGAUGCCAAAGAGGUCCAUUUUGGUCUCAUCUGACCACAACACUUUCACCCAGUUCUCCUCUGAAUCAUUCAGAUGUUCAUUGGCAAAUUUCAGAUGGCCCUGUAUAUGUGCUUUCUUGAGCAGGGGGACCUUGCGGGCGCUGCAGGAUUUCAGUCCUUCACGGCGUAGUUUGUUACCAAUUGUUUUCUUGGUGACUAUGGUCCCAGCUGCCUUGAGAUCAUUGACAAGAUCCUCCCGUGUAGUUCUGGGCUGAUUCCUCACCGUUCUCAUGAUCAUUGCAACUCCGCAAGGUGAGAUCUUGCAUGGAGCCCCAGGCCGAGGGAGAUUGACAGGUCUUUUGUAUUUCUUCCAUUUGCGAAUAAUCACACCAACUGUUGUCACCUUCUCACCAAGCUGCUUGGCGAUGGUCUUGUAGCCCAUUUCAGCCUUGUGUAGGUCUACAAUCUUGUCCCUGACAUCCUUGGAGAGCUCUUUGGUCUUGGCCAUGGUGGAGAGUUUGGAAUCUGAUUGAUUGAUUGCUUCUGUGGACAGGUGUCUUUUUAUACAGGUAACAAGCUGAGAUUAGGAGCACUCCCUUUAAGAGUGUGCUCCUAAUCUCAGCUCGUUACCUGUAUAAAAGACACCUGGGAGCCAGAAAUCUUUCUGAUUGAGAUGGGGUCAAAUACUUAUUUCCCUCAUUAUAAUGCAAAUCAAUUUAUAACAUUUUUGACAUGCGUUUUUCUGGAUUUAUUUGUUGUUAUUCUGUCUCUCACUGUUCAAAUAAACCUACCAUUAAAAUGAUAGACUGAUAAUUUCUUUGUCAGUGGGCAAACAUACAAAAUCAGCAGGGGAUCAAAUACUUUUUUCCCUCACUGUAAGUGUUGUGUUCAGUCCAUACAGCUCCAAUGUCACACUAAUUGACAUUGUUAUAAAGCUAUUCAGCGGCCUGGGCGGAAAGCCCCUUCCCUUUACAGAUACAUCCAGCCAUUUGUUAUACUCACUGCCCAUCAGAUGAAUGGGAAGCUGGUGUUUCUCAGGUGACUGUGCACUGGGAGUUAGUUGAGCCCCAGGCGGGGAGACUGACACGACCCAACCCUAGAAACCGUGUCAGGGCAGUGGCACAGGUGAAGGGUAGUCCGCCCCCCACUCCCUCCCUCCUAGUCCCACCAGUGUAGACCUGUCUUUGUGUGUGUGGGUAAGAUUAUCUUAUGGCAGAAAGCACAAACCUGUCACUUAUUCCGUGGCCCACAUCCUUUAAGACUAUUAGCCAAUCCCGUCCUGAGGCGUGUGUGUGUGUGUGUGUGUGUGUGUGUGUCUUCACAUCAGAUAAUUGCUGUGUAAUUCACACACUCACUACCAUAUUAUUAAGGCCUGAAAAUACACUACUUGGUUAAUUUUCCUGGAGUAGUUGGAAGAAGCAGAUUCUGUUAUGGAGUCAGCAAAUGUUUCUCCUCAAGUGCAGUAGCACACAAUGUGUUCUUGAACAAUAAUGAACAUAGUUUCAGUAAUCUUGAAUCUCUCCUCCUCCCCCUCCUCUCUCCCCUCUUCUCUCACCCCUCCCUCUCUUCUCCUCUUCUCUCUCCCCCUCCGCUCCUCUCCAUCCCCCGUGCUGCCUAUUGCUUUCCCCUAGGAGGUGGCGCUGUGUAGACAGCUCCCCUUGGACUCUGAGAGCAUGGCACCAGUGCCCACCCCCUGUGGAAACCCUGCCCAGCCCAUGACCCAGGGUAACAUGCCCACCAACGGGUCCGACCCCUUCCUCAACAGGCAAGUGCACUCCUGACUCCUCCCAUAUGUUACUCAACUCAAUUCAAGGGCUUUAUUGGCAUGGGAAACAUAUGUUUACAUUGCCAAAGCAAGUGAAAUAGAUCAUAAACAAAAGUGAAAUAAACAAUAAAAAACAUUAAAAAUUACACUCACAGAAGUUCCAAAGGAAUAGAGACAUUUCAAAUGUCAUAUUAUCUGUUACAGUGUGGGGGCCCCCCCCAAAACAACAAAAAAAAAGGGGGGGGAAGGGGGUUUUACCCCCCCCCCCCCCCCCCCCCGGGGGGGGGUUGAGGGGGGGAAAAAAAAAAUUUUUUGGGGAAAACCCACAAAAAUUUCCCCCCCCCCCCAAAAAAAAUUGGGGGGUUUUUUUUUUUUAAAAAAAGGGGGGGGGGGUUUUUUUUUUUUCCCCAAAAUUUUGGGUUUUAAAACCCCCCCUUUUUUGGGGGGGAAAAAAAAAUUUUUUUUUUUUUAAAAAAAUUUUAAAGGAAAAAAUUUUUUUUAAAAAGGGGGGGGUUUUUGGAAAAAAAUUUUGGGCCCCAAAAAGGAAAUUGGGAAAAAAAAAUUUUUUUUCCCCCCCCCUUUAAAAAAAAAAAUUUUUUUUUUUCCCCCCCCCCCCCAAAAAAAAGGGGGGGGGAAAAAAAAAACUUUUUGGGGGGGGGGGGGGGCCCCCCCCCCCCCGGGCCCCCUUUGGGGCCCCCAAGGGGGGGAACUCCCGGGGGGCCCCAAAUUUUCCCCCGGGAAAAAAAAAGGGGGCCCCAAAAAGGGGGUUUUUUCCCCAAACCCCCCCUUUUUCCUCCCCAAAAAUCCCCUUGAAAAAAAAAAUAAAAAAGGGGGGGGGGGGAAAAAAAAAAAAUUUAAAAAAAAAUUUAAAAAAAAAAAAAAAAAGGGAAAAAAAAAAAAAAAAAAAAAAAUUUUUUUAAAAAAAAAUUUAAAAAAAAGGGAAAAGGGGGGGCCCCCGGGGGGGGGGGGGCCCCCCCAAGGAGGAAAAAAGGGGGGAGAGAAAAGGGGGGGGGGGGGGAAAAAAAAAAAAAAAAUUCCCCCCCCCCCUUUCCCCUUUUUAAAAACCCCUUUUUUUUUUUAAUUUUGGGGGGGGGGGGUUUUUUUUUUUUUGGGGGGGUUUUUUUUUGGGGUUUGGGGGGGGGGGGGUUUUGGGGGGUUUUUUUUUUUUUUUUAAAAAAAGGGGGGGGGGAAAAGGGGGGGGGGGGUUUUUUUUAAAAAACCCCCCAAAAAAGGGGUUUUUUUUUUUGGGGGGGAAAUUUAAAAAAAAAAAAAAAAAAAUUUUUUUUUUUUUAAAAAAAAUUUUUAAAAAAAAAAAAAAAAUUUUUUUUCCCCAAAAACCCCCUUUUUUUUUUUUUAAAAAAAAAUUAAAAGAAAUUUUUUAAAAAGAAAAAAAAUUAUAAAAAAAUUUGGCACAGGGCAAAACCCCCUUGGAACCUGCCAGCCAUGACCAGGGUAACAUGCCCACCAACGGGUCCGACCCCUUCCUCAACAGGCAAGGCACUCUGACUCCUCCAUAUGUUACUCAACUCAAUUCAAGGGCUUUAUUGGCAUGGGAAAACAUAUGUUUACAUUGCCAAAGCAAGUGAAAUAGAUCAUAAACAAAAGUGAAAUAAACAAUAAAAAACAUUAAAAAUUACACUCACAGAAGUUCCAAAGGAAUAGAGACAUUUCAAAUGUCAUAUUAUGGCUGUGUACAGUGUUGUAAUGAAUCUCUCAUCUGUGGCUUAUAUAUCUAUCCGAGAUGAGCAGAGUAGGAGGAGGAGAGAGAGUACGAGAGAGAGACGCGGAGAGAAUACGAAUAUCUACACAUUACCCUCAGUUCUCCCUUCUUUUCUCAACACCCAUCUCACACUCUGCUCUCUCCCUCUCUCCUUCUACUCUCAGCCAGUAUUAUGCUUUCAGUUUUAAAGAUGGGUGUUGGUGUGUGAUCCAGUUGGUUAUUAGACGGGAUCUGUUUAUUACUAAGGUUUUUCUUCCUCUGUGAUCCACAGUGGUCACUUCCAGCACUCCCGGGAGCAGAGACAAGAAAGUGGCUGGGGCUGGGUGUUACAGCAUCCCACACCCCAGAGGACUUCAUUAAUAAACAUGGAGGAGAUGGACAAAGUGUAGCAUAACUUCUCAAUACAGUGUCUCUAGAAAUCUUAGACUCAAUAUAUAUAUAUAUAUAUAUAAUUAUAUAUUAUAUAUAUGAUAUUAUAGAUAUAGAAUUAUAUAUAUAUAGACAUUUAUAUAUCAUAGAAUUAUAUAUAUAUAGAAAUCAUAUACUAUAUAUAGAAAUAUAUAUGACAUAUAAUAUAGAAAUAUAUUCAAUAGAAAAUAUCUAGAUCAUAAGAAAACUAUAUAUGAAAUGCAUUCUGAGCACAUAUAUUAUAUAGAUAUAUUUAUUCAUAGAUAGAAGCAAAUUAUAAAUAUAUAUCAUUAUUUAUAUGUAUAUAUAUAUGUAUAUAUAUAUAUCAGAUAUUCUUAUAUAUAUAUAUAGAAAAUUUAUAAUAUAUAGAAUUAUAUCGAUUUAUUUCUUAUAUGAUAGAAUUAAUAUUCUAUAUAAAUAGAGUAAUUCUUUUAUAUAUAUACUAUAUCAUAUCCUCGAUAUAUAUAUAGAAUGAUCAUUAUAUUUAUCAUCUUAGAAUUAUAUAUACGAUAUAUAAUAUAUUAUAUAUAGUAUUAUAUUUAAUAGAUACUAUAUCAGAAUUAUAUAUUAUUAUAGAAUGAUAUAUAUAGAUUAAUUAUCUACAUAUAUAUAUAAUCUAUAAAAUAGAUAUCAUAUAUAUAUAACCUUAUAUCUCUAUAUAGAUUAUAUAACUCAUCUAUAAAAUUAUCUAUAUUAUAAAACUUCUAUAUAGAAUUAUAUAUCUCUCUCACAUAUAUAUAUCUAUAUAGAGACUAUCGAAUUCUAUAUCUCUCUCGCCUUAUACUUUCUCUACGCUUUCUCUAUCUAUAUCGACUUAUCGUCUUUCUAUCGCCUUCCUCUAGCUAGACAUUCUACAUAUAUUCUCUCGCCUUCUCUCUAUCUAUCUCUCGCUAUCUCUCUCUCUAUAUCAUCUCUCUCUCUUCGCAUUCUAUCUCUCUCUCUCUCGUAUCUCUUCUCUCUCGCCUUCUCUCUCUAUCGCCUCUCUAUCUCGCCUUCUCUCUCUCUCUCUAGCCUUCUCACGUCUCUCUCGCCUUCUAUAUCUCUCUCGCCUCUUCCUCUAGGCUUUUUCCUCUUCUCGUCUCUUCACUUCUCUAUCUCCGCUUUCUCUCUCUCUCUAUCUCUCUAUGCAUUCUCUCUUCUCUCGCCUUCUCUCGUCUCCUCGCUUCUCUCAAUUCUCCUUCUCUAGCCUUAAUCCUCCGACUUCUCUCCCUCUCGCCUGAUAGCCACUAUCGCGCUUCUCUCUCUCUAGACUUAUACAAUCGCUCGCCUUCUCUCUCUCUCUAUCGACUCUCUCUUCUCUCUCUCUCUCUCCUCUAUCUCCUCUCUCGCAUUCUCUCUCUCUAUCGCUCUCUCGCUUCAUCUCGCUCUCUAUGCCGUUCUCUCUCUCUCUCUCUCUCGAAUUCUCUCUCGCUUCUCUCGUAUCUCUCGCUUUCUCGCUCUCUGUGCCGUCUCAUCUCUCUCUCGCGUCUCCUCUCUAUCGCCUCCUCUCAACUAAUCUAGCCUUCUCUCUCUCUCCUCGCCUUCUCUCUCUCCUCUCGCCUUAUCGCUCUCUCUCUAUCCCUUUCUGCUCUCUCUCGCCCUCUCUCUCUCUCGCCUUCUCUCUCGCUGUUCUCUUCUCUCUCUCUCUCACUUUUCUCGGGCUCUCUCAUCGUCGCAGGCUGCUCUGUUCGCAUCGCGCCUUUCGUUAUCUAGCUCUCUUCGGCUACCACCACACAGCACGGGACACUCACACAUCAGUUAAUAGUAAUACCUACGCGGCCCUCAUCAUUACUAUCCAUUAGACCACUACCACCCGUUAGAGACGAAGUACCACCAAAGGGACGCUACCACAGACUCAAGCAUACUACGACCACGACCAGCAGCAGGACGGGGAAGACCAACCACGAGCAGAGACGACGAGACCCACGACAGCAGACGACGACGACCACGACAGCAGCAGACGACGACCCCACGACACCCAGCAGGACGACGGCCCGACAGCAGCAGGACGACGACCACGACAGCAGCAGGCGGACGACCACCACGACAGCACAGGACGACGACCACGACAGCAGCAGACGACGACCACGACAGCAGCAGGACGACGACACCACACAGCAGGACGACGACACCACGACAGAGCAGACGACGACCACCACGACAGCAGCAGGACGACGACACCACGACAGCAGGACGACGACGACCACGACAGCAGGACGACGACCACGACAGCGCAGGACGACGACCACACACAGCAGGACGACACCAACACGACAGCAGACAGGACAUUACACACACACUACAUCAUCAUUACUACCACACACAGAACAUACACACUACAUCAUUACUAAUAAUACACUAAAAUCAUAAUGACAACAUACCACGACUCACCAUUACUACUACCACUACCAUCACCAUUACUACUACCACUACUAUUACCAUCAUUACUACCACUACUAUUACCAUCAUUACUACCACUACCAUCACCAUUACUACUACCACCACUACCACUACCACCAUCAUUAAACUGCUUUCAUUACUCUCUCUCACUGACUGACUCUCCCUCCUCCCCCUCCAGGUGAGAGCAUGGCCCAGGCGGGCAGUAUGAACGUGUCCCAGCACAGUGGCUUCCCAGACUUCCUGGACUCCCUGCCAGGGACCAACGUGGACCUGGGAACCCUGGAGGGAGCGGACCUCAUCCCCAUUCUUAACGAUGUGGAGUCGGUCCUCAACAAGAGCGAGCCCUUCCUCACCUGGCUGUAAACACACACACACACACACAUCUUCUACAAACAUACACACGUAUACACAUACACACAUGUACAACCCUGAACACGCAGACCAACACACAGGACGAAAGACUCCACAUAUCUAAAGACUCUUACUGUCUCUGCUGCCUUUUAGAUACCUAUUCAAAUCAGCUUAGUCUCUUUUCCUCAGACUUCUCCAUAUGUACAGUGA